Somion occarium is the source of this 2596-nucleotide messenger RNA. Lineage: Eukaryota; Fungi; Basidiomycota; Agaricomycetes; Polyporales; Cerrenaceae. The record is from the annotation of a GenBank genome assembly.
GAGUCGGGAAUCCGAGGAGUACAUUGACACAUACAAACUACACAAGUGCUCCUAAUGCCAAUGUGCUACCGAAUAUUUUGUUUCCGUUUGCUAAUGUCCUCUUCCACUGCGGACUCCGUGUCGGCCCACUCCAAUAUGCUAACAUCGUCUCUUACACCCGUCUUAACUUGCCUAAACACCGAUACCCAAGAAAUACCCGGCCGUCGGGAAUAAUUAGGGGCUUCGACCACAUAGCCACAAGGUACCGCUCAAUUAAGCUAAUACGCUUCGAGAUGACAUGCGUAAGGAAUAUAUUAUCUGUUUCAUCAUCAUCUUACAGGUGUUUCAGAGAUCAUUAGUUUCAAGAAACCCGUGCUUAUGCACGACCCACUGCUAACGAUGAUCCUGAACGACUAUUGAGCAUGCCAAGCCGUGACCAACCGGAACGGCAUUUGGGAGGGUCGUAAUGUCUCAACGACAUGCGCUGAUGUAUGCCGAUUCGGUCCUUUUGGAACUGUUUUAUGUCUUCAGCCAGGUAUAUAUGAGGUCCAAUAAUUAGAUGUCGCUCUCGUUGACAGCGAUAUUCCCCCUGUUAACUCUCCACGAAUCUCAACAAUAUGCCUAUUGUCUCUGUCCAAGAACUCAUUGCUGCGAAACCCCACUACCUUAUCAUCGGUGGUGGGACUACUGGUCUAGUCGUCGCAGCUCGCCUCAGCGAGGACCCAGACACCGUGGUCGGUGUUAUAGAGGCCGGCGAUUACCACAAAGACGAUGCCAACGUCAAUGUACCCGGGUUUGCCAGUCGUAACCUGUUCAAGCCCGAUUUCGAUUGGUCCUUUGUCAGUGUACCUCACGAGGGCAUAAACAAUCGACCUAUCCCUCAGCAUCGGGGUAAAGGUUUGGGCGGUUCAUCUCUGCUCAACUUCACCGCCUCGGUGCGACCCGCCAAGGCAGAGCUGGACGCUUUGGAAGCGUUAGGCAAUCCAGGAUGGAAUUGGGACAAUCUUUGGACGUAUAUGAAAAAGAGCGAGCGUCUUCAACUUCCUGAACUAUCAAAGGAGGACUCAUUACGAUACUCCGCUUCACCUAAUCCCAAAUUUCAUGGGACCAAUGGCCCAGUUGCGAAGUCAUAUACCUCCAACUUAUUUGAACCGUUCCCAGCAUUCAUGGAUACUCUUGAAAAGCUCGGAUUGCCUCGUAACCCUGAAACCGGCGGAGGAGACACGAUCGGCAGUCUACUUUUGCCGACGUCAGUGGAUAAGAAGGAUUGUACGAGAUCGUACUCCGCGUCUGCUUAUUAUGCUCCGAACGCGGAGAGGCCCAAUCUCUUGGUUGUGACUGGUGCGCAUGUUGCAAAAAUAAUUCUUGAGCCGUCGCGAAGCGGUUUGCAACGUGCGAUUGGUGUCGAGUUCGUCAAGAAUGAAGAAACCUAUAGAAUUGAUGCUUCAAAGGAGAUCAUUCUCUCAGCUGGCGCUUUCCAGUCUCCACAGAUCUUGGAGCUAUCUGGUAUCGGAAACAAGGAUAUCCUGAAGAAACACGGUAUUGAGACUCGUAUCGACUUGCCUGGUGUGGGAGAGAACCUUCAGGAUCAUGCGUACGUGCCGACGAUUAUCGAAGUGGACCAGAAGGUCCAGACUAUGGAGACGAUAUACGAUGAACAAGAAUUUGCUCGCCAACUUGAACUUUAUAAAGACGGAAAAGGCCUCUUCACAGCAUUACCUUCGAACCUCUGCGCGUUCAUCCCAGCACAUACUUUCGCCGAAAGUGAAGACCUGGCAAGAUGGAAAUCACAGGCUCGCUUGGAAGCCUCGUCUCCCGACGUAUUUGCAAAUACGCCUGAGAGCGUGAAGAGAGGUAUCCAGAAGCAGUACGAACAAUUGGCUAAAUGGGUCGAUGACCCUACGGCUCCAAUGGCUCAGAUUCUGAGCCUUUACAUGCACUAUCCUAUCCCAGGUCUCCCCAUCGAUCCCUCUAAACGUUACAUGUCCGUCUUCGGUUCUUACACCCACCCCUUCGCGCGAGGCUCUGUCCACAUCACCUCAUCAUCCCCAUUUGCUCAUCCUGCUAUAAAGAUGAACUACCUCAGUAAUCCGGUGGAUGCAGACGUCCUCCUCAAGAUGCAACGGCUAUUGUUGAAGAUGUAUGAGACGGAGCCGGGUAACAGCGUUGUCAAGAACAUAGUUCUUCCUCCCAAAGGAACCGAUACUGAUUCUGCGCUUACCGAACAUGUGAGGAACUAUCUGAAUACGAUAUAUCAUCCUGUUGGGACUUGUGCGAUGACCCCGAGGGAAGAUGGAGGCGUCGUGGAUAGUAAGCUCAAGGUGUAUGGGACGGAGAAUCUUAGGGUGAUGGAUUGCUCCAUCUUACCGUUAGAGGCGUCCAAUAAUAUUCAGACUCUGGCUUAUGCCAUUGGUGAAAAGGGAGCGGACAUAAUCAAAGGCGUGGUCUAGAAUCUAGAUUAGCUUUGGAAACCACGGUUGACGAAGUAUGAAUGGUUUCAUCUGUCGACUACUGUCAAUGGAGUAGCUCCUUUAUACGCCCUGCAUAGAGAUCUAAUGCCUUCCAAUAAUGUUAGUGCUUUAGAUGGACAUCGCAGUAGCACAUGAAUAUCGUCAAU